This is a messenger RNA of Larimichthys crocea (large yellow croaker), 740 nucleotides long. Its product is annotated as mannose-specific lectin. The coding region runs from base 25 to 492 and encodes 155 amino acids. Lineage: Eukaryota; Metazoa; Chordata; Actinopteri; Sciaenidae. The record is from RefSeq and is a predicted model, not a curated record. The transcript has 3 exons.
GUUUUGGGGGGAGGUUGUGCUACUAUGCAUGCUGAUUGGCUGCAACUCGAAUACUUAAUGGCCCUGAGCCGCUGUUAUUGUCAGUGUUGUAGGCAAGACCACCUAAACCGAGACCAAGCCAAGACCAAGACCAGACAAAACAUGAGCAGGAACUACGUGUCCAAAAAUGAUGAGCUCCGCAGGGGAGACUACCUGAUUUCCAACAAUGGACAGUGGAAGGCUGUUUUUGAGGAUGAUGGCAACUUUGUUAUCUAUGGCUGGAAGCCUAUGUGGACUUCAGAGACCGAUGGAUCAGACGCUAUCCGCCUGUGCAUGCAGGCAGACUGCAACCUGGUCAUGUACAGCCAGUGUGACUCACCUAGAUGGCACACAAACUCUGCCAAGCCCAAGUGUAAUAUGUGCCGUCUUCAGCUGACUGAUGAUGGCAAACUUGUGCUGUACAGGGAAUGUGAUGAGAUUUGGAGCUCUGCUUCCUCCAAAGGCAUGAAAUAAUGAAUUUGAAAUUAAUGGUUUGUCUAGGUCAUCUUCGAAUAUCAGCUUGACUUACCAGUAAACCUGAUUGGAAUCAAAUAAUAAAUAAAAAUGCAUGCAUUGAUUUUUCUUCUUGUUGUAGUGAGCUAUGAUUAGACUGAAAAUAUGUCUCUGCAUCUCAGCUCCUUGUACAACUCUUCACUUAAAACUGUGCUUACUACUUGAUUGGUAUUGGACUGAAUUAACCAGCUGAGAAUAAAGUUUAAUAC